CUCUUCAAAACACCUUAAACCCACGUCGAUUUUUUUUGACCAUGCCUGCCGAUAAGAAGAAAAAGGAUCCUAUUUUAUCAUUCAUUGCCGGUACCGCCGGUGGUGCCGUUGAAGGUGCUGUUACAUACCCUACCGAAUACGUCAAGACACGUCUACAGCUGCAGGCCGGCGGUAAACUGCAACCGGGCGAAGUACGAUUCAAAGGCCCUGUCGACUGUUUUGUUCAAAUCGUCAAGACCAAAGGUAUUGGUCACAUUUAUACCGGUGUCGGUGCAUUGGUCAUUGGCAAUGCUGCCAAGGCUGGUGUUCGUUUCUUGACCUACGAUCAGAUCGCCGGUUUGCUUAAAGAUAAGGACGGUAAAUUGACCGGUGUGCGCAGUUUGCUCGCUGGUCUUGGUGCGGGUAUGACGGAAGCCGCUCUGGUAGUGACGCCUUCCGAGACCAUCAAGACUAAACUGAUCCACGACAAAAACUUGGCCAAUCCCCGUUUCAAUGGUUUGCUUCACGGUACAAUGACGAUUCUCAAGGAAGAAGGUAUCAGUGGUGUGUACCGUGGUUUGGGUCCCGUCAUGGCCAAGCAGGGUGCCAAUAGUGCAGUGCGUUUCAGCUGUUACUCGACCUUCAAGACACAAAUGCAGAAAUGGCGUGGUAAGGGUAACGAGCCUUUGCCUGCUGCACACACUUUUGUUGUCGGUGGUAUGGCUGGUAUUGUUACUGUGUAUGCAACCAUGCCCUUCGAUGUCAUCAAGACGCGUAUGCAGGGUCUUGAUGCACGUACCCUCUACAAGAACUCAUUCGACUGCGUCAUGCAAGUUGUCAAGAAGAAUGGCGUCUUCUCCUUAUGGAAGGGCACCACUCCACGAUUGGUUCGACUGGUGUUGGCCGGUGGUAUCACUUUCACUGUGUAUGAAAAGGUGUACCAAGCAUUGGAAAUGAUCAAAGGAUCUUCAUAGAAAUACUGCAUCUUUUUUUGUAAAAAAUAAACACAACAGCCUCAUCUAAUUCAAAUGAUUUAUAAUAAAAAAAAAAUUAGAAAGA
This is a messenger RNA of Radiomyces spectabilis, 1038 nucleotides long. RefSeq names its product mitochondrial carrier domain-containing protein. Gene Ontology annotation, biological process: mitochondrial citrate transmembrane transport. The transcript has 3 exons. The record is from RefSeq and is a predicted model, not a curated record. Lineage: Eukaryota; Fungi; Mucoromycota; Mucoromycetes; Mucorales; Radiomycetaceae. Bases 42 to 953 code for a protein of 303 amino acids.